AUGAACUUGCAAGUCUUUGACGAUGGUCCCUCUUGUUUUCGACUAAAAAUAGUCAUGUCAAUGCUUUCUAAUCGGCCGAUUCGUAUACGGAAUAUUAGAAAUAAAAGCAAAAGCCCUGGAGUUACCGAUUAUGAAGUCAAUUUUCUUAAGUUAAUCAAUUUGUUGAGCAACGGAACCGUCGUAAAUAUAAAUGACACAGGAUGUGAGGUUAAUUUUUCGCCGGGGUCCCUCAUUGGUGGGGAACACACUUUCGACUGCUCAACUGAACGUGGUCUUGGUUAUUUCCUGGAACCUCUUCUUCUCCUCUCACCCUUUUCGAAAACCAGCCUGUACUUAAAGCUUACAGGCGUUACAAACAAUUCAAUUGACCCUUCAGUCGAUAUUAUUUUACAGACUUGGUUGCCACUGCUGAAGAAAUUUCUACCACCGGCCUCGGCAUGUGCUCUGAAAUUAGAAAUAAAGAAGAGAGGCAUAGCUCCGAAAGGUGGCGGUUUGGUUGUCUUAUCGUCUAAGCCAGCGCAACAGAUUUCUCCCGUCCAGAUUAUUUCCCCUGGGAAAGUUUACAGAGUUCGCGGGGUCGCAUGGACAUGCCGCGUUAGUCCAGCUAUCGCCUCCCAGCUCAUGCAUGGUGCAAAGGAUUUGUUAAAUUCAUUUUUGAGCGAUGUAUAUAUUAACUUGGAUCAGCGAAAGCGGGAUGUCGCUGGGGAAUGUUCUGGUUUCGGAAUCGUUCUAUGGGCCGAAACUAAAGAAGGCACUUUUUACUCAGCUGAGACUACCAGCGAUCCUGAAGGCUCUAAUCAAUCCCAGCCAAUCAUACCUGCUGAGCUCGGCAACAAGGCAGCUUCAAAACUUCUGGAUCAGAUUUACCUCGGUGGAUGUGCGGACCAAUCCUUGCAGGCUGCAGCCCUGACGAUGAUGGCCUUGGAGGGCGGUCACAAUGCCAGCCAGCUUCUUAUCUCAGCGCCUACACCAUACACGGUCUCCAGUCUCCGUCUAAUUCGCCAGUGUCUUGGUGUCACUUUCGACCUUGCAUACAAGGAACUGGAGGAAUCAGCUCAAGACGACAGUUUAGAGACGGCUCCGCCUCCCCUAAUUGCUACCUGCUUCGGUUCCGGCUUGAAAAACGUCAACCUCUCGAUUCUAUGA
Dibothriocephalus latus is the source of this 1146-nucleotide messenger RNA. The record is from the annotation of a GenBank genome assembly. Lineage: Eukaryota; Metazoa; Platyhelminthes; Cestoda; Diphyllobothriidea; Diphyllobothriidae.